ACACGUGGGGUUGUAAGCCUUAUGUUAUUAUACUACUCACAGAAGGAGAGACAAAAAAAUAGGGAUAUAAGAAGGGAAUCAUAGAAUGAUAGAAUGUCCUGAGUUGGAAGGACCCACCAGGAUGAUGGAGUCCAGCUCCUGUCCCUGCACAGGACACCCCACAGGUCACCCCGUGUGUCUGAGGACGUUGUCCAGUCUCUUGUGAACACUGUCAGGUUGGGGCCGUGACACCUCCCUGGGAGCCUGUUCAGUGUCCAGCACCUCUGGUGAAGAACCUUUUCCUCAUGUCCAGCUGCCCCUCCCCUGGCACAUGUUCCUGCCGUUCCCUGGGCUCUGUCACUGUCACAGAGAAGAGAAGAGCUCAGCCUGCCCCUCCUGCUCCUGCUGAGGAACCUGCAGCCCAUGAGCUCUGCCCUCAGUCUGCUCUGCUCCAGCUGAACAAACCCAGGGACUGCAGCCGCUGCUCACACGGCUUCCCCUCCAAACCUUCACCAACUUCAUGGCCUCCUCUGGACACUCUCCAGCAGCUUUAUCUCCUUUUCUCCUGUGUCCCCAGCCCUGCACACAGCGGAUGCUCCAGGUACUGCAAUGGCUGCAGGAGUUUUGCUGCAGAAUGAACUGCCGUAUUCUUCGUUGCUGGAGAGCAGUCUGUAUCUUGCAAAUAUGAGUUCAGGAGGUUCAAGGCGUCCGACGGCAAAAUACACGAAGGUGGGGGAGCGGCUGCGCCACGUCAUCCCCGGCCACAUGCAGUGCUCCAUGGCCUGCGGCGGGCGGGCGUGCAAGUACGAGAACCCGGCGCGCUGGAGCGACCAGGAGCAAGCCAUCAAAGGGCUCUACUCCUCCUGGAUAACAGAUAACAUACUGGCUAUGGCUCGACCCUCAACAGAAUUAAUUGAAAAAUACAACAUUAUUGAACAGUUUGAAAGAUGUGACAUAAAAACCAUAAUUAACCUUCAGCGUCCUGGGGAGCACGCGAGCUGUGGGAAUCCGCUGGAGCAAGAAAGCGGCUUCACGUACCUUCCUGAAGCUUUCAUGGAGGCUGGAAUUUAUUUUUAUAACUUUGGAUGGAAGGACUACGGGGUGGCGUCUCUCACUACCAUACUUGAUAUGGUGAAAGUCAUGGCUUUCGCACUGCAGGAAGGGAGGGUCGCCGUCCAUUGCCAUGCAGGACUUGGUCGGACAGGUGUUCUAAUAGCUUGCUACUUAGUUUUUGCAACAAGAAUGAGUGCUGAUCAAGCAAUUCUUUUUGUCAGAGCAAAAAGGCCUAAUUCUAUUCAGACUAGAGGGCAGUUGUUGUGCAUCAGGGAGUUCACCCAGUUUUUGGUUCCUCUGAGGAACGUAUUUGCGUGCUGCGAGCCCAAGGCGCACACGGUGACGCUGUCCCAGUACCUGACCCGUCAGAGACACCUGCUCCACGGCUACGAGAGCAGGCAUCUCAAACACGUGCCAAAACUCGUUCACCUCGUUUGCAAAUUGUUGCUGGACCUGGCUGAAAACAGACAAGUGAUCGAGGCGGAAUUGUUGGAUAUCCCAGAUCUCUCGGCUGAAAUCGAAAAGACCGUUUCUCAGUUGGUGUCCACACAGCUCGAUAGAGAGCUGGCGAGGCAGGACAGUGACACCUCGGAGUUCUCCCACACCCACUCCUCCACUUUUGAGACGCAGGAUUCUCUUUUCUCCCUGGGACAUGAAUGCGAUCCUCUCUGGAAAAAAAGGAAUGCUGAAUGUCUUCAGCCUCUUACCCAUCUGAGAAGGCGUCUAAGCUACAGUGAGUCAGAUUUAAGGAGAACUGAGUUUCUCUUAGAACAAGGAGAAACCGCAUGGACAGUACCUGCUCAGAUAUUGCUGUGCAACAAACUUAAGCAGAAUAGUGGUGAGGAAUGUUCUGCCACUAGCGAACAAAAGCCGCAGCUGGAUUUAAACAAAGAAGCGUUAGUGCGUAAUACGUGUGUGUUCUGGAGUCAAGGUAAAUUUAGUUUGGAUGGACAAAAAGAUGGAUCCUCACUUUAUAACAGAAGGAACUCCAUCAAAGAAGUACAACGCAGUAGAACCUUUUCUUCAGGUCUAGCGUCUCUCCACAAUACCAGGGAACCUGGAACGCCAAGGCAUAGUUUUACCAAUGAGACUGGUCAUAGAAAAGACCGCAAGGCUAACAUGUAUAGCAGAAGAGUCUAUGUCUCUGAGGACUCUGAUUCUUCUUCUUCUUCUAAAGUGAACUUUUCCAUUGGAUAUGAAAGCCAAGGUAGCAAAGAUGUGUCAGAGACAAUUCCACACAUUGUUCUGCAAUCAGAAUUGAGUUUGGAAGCCCGAAGAGUUUUGGCAGCAAAAGCACUUGCAGACAUAAAUGAAUUUCUGGAAGAGGAUGAAGUGAAGCAGAAGGUAGAAAUGUGGCAGAAAGAACUGAACUCUCGAGAUGGAGCUUGGGAUAAAAUCUGUACCGAGAGAGAUCCUUUUAUCCUCUGUAACUUGAUGUGGUCCUGGAUAGAGCAGCUGAAAGAACCUAUUAUAUCCGCAGAUGAUGUUGACAUGCUGGCAAAAAACUGCACGGAAUCACAGGAUGCACUUUACUUACUGAGAAAGGAGCAGUGUCAGACCAUCCUUUGUAUUUUACACUGUGUGGUGAACUUGCAAAUGCUACCAGCUGAUGUGGAGGAGGCCUUACUUGCUCGUGCUAUUAGAGCUUUCACUAAGACAAGCUUUGAUUCUGAUAAUGGACCGUAUGUUUACAAUACCCUGAAAAAAGUAUUUAAACAAACACUGGAAGAAAAAAGGAAAAGGCGCGACAAAGGAACAGAGAGUCCCGCUUGAUUUCUGCACAGCUGUGCUGAAGAAUUAGACGGGCCUACCAAAUCACUUUGCAUUUUCCAGCUACUGUAUUUUGUGCUGUCUGGCGUGACUUACCUAACGUUAAGUAACAGUAGUUAUUAACAAAGCAUUUUACUUUUUUAGGUGGAGUUGUAGUGAGAGUUGGUUUAUCUACACAGUUCUAAAAACAGCUCCUGUGUGACCGUACUGUAGCAUUUGGUUUCAGGUACUACGCUUUUAUUUGGUGAACUCUUCUCUUGUUUUCAAAUGUACUUAUUAAUUUAGCAACAUUAUUUCCAAGUGACACGAUUGCCAUAAGUUCAGUGCCAUGGUACACAAAGGUUUAAGGGACUGUGUUAAUACUUGUGUAUUAAGUGUGUUUACAUUAAUGUUAAUUGAUUUUACUUUGUAGAAAAUAAAUAUUGACUGAACUUAUUAAACUCCUUUUCCUUUUAGAAAUUUUAAAAUAAGACUAAGAGUAAUAAUGAAUGACGGAUCUUGAGGUCUACUGUUGUCAACAGAUAAUUUUUUGCUUUAGAUCUCUUAAAUAAUUGUCACCAACAUGUUUCUAAAAGAUGUUGCAGUAGAGAAAUACAUGAAGUGUAUUGAGUAUUAACUUAUCAAUGCCUUAUUUUAUAUUUUUUUGUUUAAGGAAGCUUUAAAGUGUUUUUAACCGAAAAUUGAUCGUGGCUUUUAAAGUGCUUUGAAUAAGGGUAAAGUUUUAUCUUAUUAACUAAACUUAUCUUACUUGAAGAGAGAAAAUAAUUAUUAAAACUUAAUGAGGUUAUAA
This is a messenger RNA of Columba livia (rock pigeon), 3592 nucleotides long. It is a transcript of the gene PTPDC1, whose product is annotated as protein tyrosine phosphatase domain containing 1. The transcript has 10 exons. Bases 589 to 2805 code for a protein of 738 amino acids. Gene Ontology annotation, biological process: protein dephosphorylation; cilium assembly. Gene Ontology annotation, cellular component: cytoplasm. The record is from RefSeq and is a predicted model, not a curated record. Gene Ontology annotation, molecular function: protein tyrosine phosphatase activity; protein tyrosine/serine/threonine phosphatase activity. NCBI's taxonomy places the organism in Eukaryota, Metazoa, Chordata, Aves, Columbiformes, Columbidae.